UCGCAGGCUGUGGAUGUGGAUGUCGCCGCCCUCCUCUGGCUGCUCUGCCGCGUGUGAUUGGGUUAAAGUCGGCUCCCCUUUCCCCUCUAACCCGGUGAUGUUGGCCGUUUCCUGCCUCUUCUGCCCAACUAGUGGUAGACAGACAGUGCUGAAGCUCCUGUGAAGCACGUAGCCUGGACGAGCGGGUGGCUUUAACACCGAAACGCGAAACCAUCCACUGAAGCAGCGUGUCCAGACCCGCAACCAUGCGACGGAAAUCGAGGAUAUUACUAUGUUUCGCUGUGCUCUGGAUCCUAGGAAUCGCGUAUUAUUUCUAUUCAGGAACAACGCUACAUCGAAAGGAUGACUGGAGUGGCUUCGGUUCGAGCAGAAUUCAAGCACACAGCAACACAGACAGCAGAGCGCAGAGUUUGGAAACCCUUCCCCCAGGGAAGGUCAGGUGGCAGGACUUUGAUCAGGACCUAUAUGUGGGGGCGACAGUGGUGAAGCCGGGACAGGAUCCCUAUGCCCGAAACAAGUUCAACCAGGUGGAGAGCGACAAACUGAGAAUGGACCGCGGCGUCCCAGACACCAGACACGACCACUGUCGCCAUAAGCAGUGGAGGACCGAUCUGCCUGCAUCCAGCGUGGUGAUCACAUUCCAUAACGAAGCUCGAUCUGCUUUAUUACGCACUAUAAUCAGUGUUCUGAAGAAGAGUCCUGCCCAUCUCGUCAAAGAAAUUAUCCUCGUAGACGAUUACAGCGACAACCCUGAAGACGGGGCCUUGCUCGGGAAAAUCGAGAAAGUCCGGAUUCUUCGAAACGAUAGACGAGAAGGUCUGAUGCGAUCGCGUGUCCGAGGAGCAGAUGCAUCCACGGCCAGUGUCCUCACUUUCCUGGACAGCCACUGUGAGUGUAAUGAACACUGGCUGGAGCCUCUGCUGGAGAGAGUUGCUGAGGACAGAACACGUGUUGUCUCACCCAUCAUAGAUGUCAUCAACAUGGACAACUUCCAGUAUGUGGGCGCGUCCGCAGAUCUCAAAGGAGGUUUUGAUUGGAAUCUGGUGUUUAAGUGGGACUACAUGACGUUAGAGCAGAGACGGGCGAGGCAGGGGAACCCCAUCGCUCCUAUCAAGACUCCUAUGAUAGCUGGUGGCCUCUUCGUCAUGGACAAAGGCUACUUUGAGGAACUCGGGAAAUACGACAUGAUGAUGGACGUGUGGGGUGGAGAAAAUCUAGAAAUCUCAUUCCGGGUGUGGCAGUGUGGUGGCAGUCUGGAGAUCAUUCCUUGCAGUCGAGUGGGACACGUGUUUAGGAAGCAGCAUCCCUACACGUUUCCUGGAGGCAGUGGCACCGUGUUCGCCAGGAACACCAGACGAGCAGCAGAGGUAUGGAUGGACGAUUUCAAGAAUUUUUAUUAUGCUGCUGUACCUUCUGCACGGAACGUGCCCUAUGGCAAUAUUCAGAGCAGGCUGGAAAUGAAGAAGAGAUUAGGCUGCAGGCCAUUUAAGUGGUACCUGGAGAACGUGUACCCAGAACUCAGGGUCCCAGACCAUCAGGACAUUGCAUUCGGGGCUCUGCAGCAAGGCGGGAACUGCCUCGACACGCUGGGCCACUUUGCCGAUGGCGUGGUGGGAGUCUACGAGUGCCACAACGCAGGGGGCAACCAGGAGUGGGCCUUGACUAAAGAUAAGUCGGUGAAGCACAUGGACCUGUGUCUGACUGUAGUGGAGCGCAUGGCAGGAUCUCAGAUCAAACUGCAGGGCUGCAGAGAAAACGACAGCAGACAGAAAUGGGAACAGAUCGAGAACAACACCAAACUGCGACACGUGGGGAGUAAUCUGUGCCUGGACAGCCGGAGCGCCCGUAAUGGGGGCCUGACGGUGGAGGUGUGCAAUCCCUCUCUCACUCAGCAAUGGAAGUUCACCCUCAACCUGCAGCCCUAGUCCCUAACCCCUAGCCCCUACGUCCUGUAUCCUUGGUGGGUCACAGAGCAGCGCACGGUCUCUGAGAGAACGCUGUCCAGCUGCAGUGGGUCUGCUCGCCCCUUCCCCCUCACACAGGGCUAUGGGGCCAAACAGACCCAAAAACAAACAUGAAAACUGUUUUUUGGUUGUUUUUUUUUCCAUCCAACUAUAUACCUCACCAUUUUAUUUUUGGUCCAGCUCUUAAUUGAAAUGCAUUUGAGGUAUUUUAUUUUCUUCCUAUUUCUGAUGCCAGCCAAAUGGAUUAGAUUUUUGUUGCCCUUCUUCUUUUUCUGAUUUCUCUUUUUCAUCUUUUUUUGUUGUUGUUAGGAUUUUUUUUUUUUAAUUAAUCAUAGUUGUUUUUGUUUCAUGUAACCAAUAAUGUUGAAUGUAAGUGACACUCAAUGGAGGCUCCUUUUACGAUCGGAGAAAAAACAACAACAUGAGGACCUUUUCAUGUUUCAAUCCACGUUCUUGGCCCUGCGUGCGUGUGUGUGUGUGUGUGUGUGUGUGUGUGUGUGUGAGAGAGAGAGAGAGAGAGAGAGAGAGAGAGAGAGAGAAUCUGCUGGCCUCAGUUUAUGUGAACACUGUGUACAGUCUUUUCAACAAACAAAAAAAAAACCUAAUCAGAGGCCAGCGUUGUCUUUGUUUUUUUUGUUGUUUUUUUUCUUUCUUUCUUUUUUUUCCUCCCCCUUGCAGCUUCUAACUAAUUGUCAUUCUAUCUAUUUUGCAUCUUGAAUGUGCAAUGAAGAACGACCUGUUUUCUCUUCGAGCCUCUGGAGUGUUUUGGUGGAGAACCAGCAGCACACCACGUAGUGCUCUGCGCUACCAUUCAGUUUCGGUUGCCUUUGUCACCAAAUGGCUCAUUUGUAGCUGCAUUACGUAGAAUCAUUCCAUUGACGAGUACCUGUGUUCUGUUUCAAUCGCUCUGACAUGAAAAUGUAUCUGUGCAUUAUGUUAGGGUCAGUGCGUGGUCACUGUGAUCAAAGCCGAAUCCCAGUGGCGCCGGACCUGUUUGAAUUCCGAUCACGGGCUUCCCAAAACUAGAGCCAGGAAAUGGUUUCAUUUGUGUAUUGCACAUUUAUAUUUUACUUGAUUUCUUGUUAUUUUAUUGUAUGUCCUUCAGUGAUUUAGUGUGAUUGCCUUUGACUGUAUCCAUGCUACUGUAAACAGAAAGGGUCCCUGUGCUGUGCAGCUCUCAGUCAGGGCUGGAAGUAGCUGGACCUCAACUGGACUCUGAGAGAAAAACCUCCAUGCCGUAGGUGUGCAUUUCUCUCUAUUCUACAGCCUCCACAUUUUUAUGCUUUUUUUUCCAUCACCUAGAUCAUGACGUUCAUUACGGUACUUCACACAAUGCUGUGGUUCUGCUUAGUCUGUUGUAAAUGAUACAAACAGAUAAACGGAGAAGGUUUGAUUAUA
This is a messenger RNA of Ictalurus furcatus (blue catfish), 3362 nucleotides long. RefSeq names its product UDP-N-acetyl-alpha-D-galactosamine:polypeptide N-acetylgalactosaminyltransferase 2 (gene galnt2). The coding region runs from base 246 to 1925 and encodes 559 amino acids. The record is from RefSeq and is a predicted model, not a curated record. Gene Ontology annotation, cellular component: Golgi apparatus. NCBI's taxonomy places the organism in Eukaryota, Metazoa, Chordata, Actinopteri, Siluriformes, Ictaluridae. The transcript is spliced from 16 exons.